UCCAGCAACGGAUUGUUGUUUGUUUUCGUUUGCGGUUUGCUCUCCGGUUUUCGACGCUAAAGUGAUCGUUUAUGUGCUCGAAUAAUAAAAAUGAGAUUACUGGCUCUUGCUAGCAUUGUGCUUAGUUUUACGGUGUUAAUCGUAUCAUCAGCUACAACCGUGCAUUACCUGCAACCGGAUGGCGUCAUUACAUACAAACCCGAUAACUCACGCAUCUACCGGCCGGGGUUGCGAACCUACUGCUACCGUGGACAGGAUAAGCAGCUUGUCCACCUGUUUCAAACCAUUAUCCUCAAUUUCGACUGCGAUCAUGAUGAUUUCAGUCAGUACGAGGGCGGCUCCCCGGAGGAAGUCCGAUCGCAUCACGAAACCGAGCAGAACUUAUUUUCCUUCAACUUACUGUCGAACAACCGAAAGCGGGUUAUUAAACUAGAUCCCUUUAAUCAAAGCUGCAUUGGCGUAGUUUCCAGCGAAGCAUAUACCGUCCGCCUAAGUUUGAUUCGAAUCGACUUCUGGAAAGUGAUUUUGCUGGCCGUUGGUGUGUUCGUGUUUCUGUCGGCGGCCAAGCUGAGUAACAAUGGGCUGUUUUACUACAUUUGCGGAAUUUUCUUGGGUGUAUUUGCCAGCUUCCUGGUGGUGGUUUACAUGGCCAGUAAGCUGUUCCCCCGGAAACCUAUGAUGUACGGUGUGAUGCUGGGUGGAUGGACGCUGGGCAUUUACUUUGCCCAAAUGCUGUUCGAUAAUGUGCGGUUGAUCUUUGUUACGUAUCAGGUUUACGUGUUCUGGUAUGUACUUACGACAGGAUUUAUCAGUUUUGUAAUCUGCUAUCGAUUAGGUCCACCGAAGAAUCAGCGCAGCAAAGACCUAAUCAAGUGGAGUUUACAGUUGGCGGCUCUAGGGGCGAUCUUUUUUUCAUCUGCCUUCCGGGAAGCGACCACCGGAAUGUGUAUUGCUAUCGCUGUUUUCUACUAUUUCCCCAGAAGCAUUCUGUAUAAGGUGCGCUCUAUUUAUCGGCGACGUUUUCCUCCGAAAAGACGAUUCUUGACCGAUGAAGAAUAUUAUGAACAGGGUGUUCGAGAAACCACCAAAGCCUUGGAAGAGCUACGAACCUUCUGCAGCAGUCCGCAGUGUAAACAGUGGAGUACUGUUUUAAAGCUGAAAGAUCCAGCUCGGUUCGCUUCCUUUAUGGAAGGUUCCUCUCAUUUACUGGACGAUGAAAUUCUCGAAUAUGAAACCUCCAACGCACAGGUAGAUAUCAGCGAUGAUGAAAUGGAAGACGAGCAGGAUCCGGAACCGAUGCUGCAAGAUGACUCCGAGGAUGAAGAUGUUCAACGACACCGCCAGAACGCAAGGGUCACUCCCUCACGGGAACCAGCGUAUCGAAAGUUUGCUCAAAGAACGAAUCAAAACGGUGGACGCAGUCUGGCGAGUACAAGUACUCCAACUAAUGCCAGAACCCUGAAUGGAACCAGAGGGAAUAGUCGAAGCAGACAAGUAUCGCAGCAAUCGGCUCCGUUACGGAACGAAAUCGAAUUCAGCGAGGAUGAAGAUUAAUCUUUGAUAUUCAUAAAUUUGUUUAUGUAAAGAAUUUGAAUAUUUGUAAAAAUACAGUUUUUGUAAAUACA
Molecule: messenger RNA, 1625 nt
Organism: Topomyia yanbarensis
Lineage: Eukaryota; Metazoa; Arthropoda; Insecta; Diptera; Culicidae
Gene: Nemp
Product: nuclear envelope integral membrane protein
Exons: 2
Coding region: 91-1554 (487 amino acids)
Cellular component (GO): nuclear envelope
Source: RefSeq, a predicted model, not a curated record